AUGAACAUCCUGGUGACCAUAUCUGUCCGUGUGAGUACCGAAAAAUCUGUUGACAUUGGUCCAGAAACAUCAACGACCUCGUAUUUUGUCCGUUCAAAAGCAGCCAGAAUAUUUUAUCGUGUGGAUGAGAUAAAUCAAUUUACUGAAACAAUGUGUGAUCCAUUUUCUUAUUACAUACUGAAUUUGACACUGAACUCACCAUACCGGAGAGCGUUUUCCCACUUUGUAGCACCCCGCAUAUUCAGGGCUAUGGCGCCUCUGCGCCAUCUGUUGCCGUGUCAGUAUUAUUUGGCAAGCCUUUGGCAAGCCUUUGGCAGGCUUUGGAACAUAAUUAGGCUCAUUCAAAACCACCAGAGCAGUAAAGGUGCUACAGGAGAAAGAAAACUCCCAAUGCAAGUCGUGGGAUACCUUGUCAUCAUUUAUCUCAAAAAUGAAUUAGUAAGCAGUGGAGUUAAUCUCAAACAGCCGGUCGAAUCAUUUCUUAAGAUAUGCUCAUAUACCUUACAAGCAACGCAUUUGGUGACAAAGAAUAUACGUCUUGAGAAUACUAUAAGUAUAAACCUACAAAGAUUAGGCGAGAACAAGAACUAA
Phycomyces blakesleeanus NRRL 1555(-) is the source of this 591-nucleotide messenger RNA. RefSeq lists its product as hypothetical. Bases 1 to 591 code for a protein of 196 amino acids. The record is from RefSeq and is a predicted model, not a curated record. Lineage: Eukaryota; Fungi; Mucoromycota; Mucoromycetes; Mucorales; Phycomycetaceae. The transcript has 7 exons.